UGUUGCAAUAUUGUUUCUGAACAUCACAGAUCUGUUCAAAUAACUUCAUGGAUACAAACACGGAAAUAGAAGUUUCCCCUUUGUGAACCCGAUGACAACUGUUGGCUUAACAGGAGCUUUCAGCCUCAGCUCAUUUAUGCUCCCAAAGAUUUUAUACAUGAAUGCAAAACAGACAUGGGUGCUAUAGAUUAAAAAAAAAAAAAAGUGGAGCGAAAAUGGCAUAUUUUUGCAUAUUUACAUUAAAAGCUAAAACAAAGCGUCGGCCCACGUGGAAAAAAAAGGUCAUUUUCAUUUCCAUGGGCUCAUAUAUUUGUUCAUUCAGAGUCCGUGUGAGUGGCGUUUGUAAAUAUCCUCCCGGAAGUUGCGUUGCACUCCAAACUAUCCCGAUUUUGUUCACGUAUCCUGUCGCAUCACAUCACUCCACUUUCCUUGGAAAAAUUACCCAUCACCAUGUAUCACCCGAGGGUGGCUGCAUUAGUCCUCCUGCUUUCUAUCUUGCUCCGUUGCAUCGCCGCGGCACCGAGCAACAGACCCUCAAGUUCCAGCUCGUUCAGCGACGAGGAGAGCGCUCUGUCAGACGGCCAAGAAUGGUCCUUGCCCAUGUUCCCCUUCUCCAACCCUUUCCUCGGCCUCAUGGCCACACGAUCCCAACGAGGAGACACGAACAGUCACUCCAUCCAGAAGAGAAAGUGCAACACGGCCACCUGCGUCACCCAAAGGCUAGCCGACUUCCUCGUGCGUUCCAGUAACACCAUCGGUACCGUGUACGCGCCAACCAACGUGGGCUCUGCCACCUACGGCAAGAGGGGCUUACUUCUACCUCCCAACUACUACCUUCCCCUCUAGUACAUGUAACCAAUCAUACAGUACAUGAUAACAUUCCAAUAUUUAUGAAUGUGUUCCUGUUGACUAUCAACUUUAACCUUCAGUAUCUUGUGCUAAAUGUGCUCUUCUGCAGUGGCGUGAUAUGAUUAUGAGAACAAACAAUGCUAGAAAUAAAAAGAA
This is a messenger RNA of Syngnathoides biaculeatus (alligator pipefish), 1005 nucleotides long. RefSeq names its product calcitonin gene-related peptide 2. The record is from RefSeq and is a predicted model, not a curated record. Gene Ontology annotation, cellular component: extracellular region. Gene Ontology annotation, molecular function: hormone activity. NCBI's taxonomy places the organism in Eukaryota, Metazoa, Chordata, Actinopteri, Syngnathiformes, Syngnathidae. Bases 451 to 846 code for a protein of 131 amino acids. The transcript has 4 exons.